AUGGCCAAGAAGAAACCCCAAGCGGCACAGAAGAGCGGUGGCCCAAAGGCUCCAAGCGGCCCGAAUCCAUAUGAUAGCUUCCAUAAUAAGCGUCGGAGGCACGCCGUGCUGAACGAGCGCGUGAGAGGGGAGCACCGCAAUGUGGAAAGAUCCAGGGCUGCGUCCAGCAGUGAUCGGAAGGGAAAACUGUUGAAGGACAAGUUGACCUCACACCGCAGCUCCACCUUCCGCGACGCCCGCCUGGGUGGCGACGUCGAGAGCGUGGGCAGCGGUGUCGGUGGCAGUGUGCAGAGGUUGGUGAAGUUGCGACAGCGACAGUCCAAAAAGAGCUUCAACUUGGGGAAGGAGGAAGAGCUGCAGCACCGCGGCCGGCCCCUCUCCUCCUUGAACGACGCCGAGCUCCGCAGCUCCGCCGUGGGCGACGACGAGGACGACUGGGCGACGGCAACGGUGGACGACCUCAUCCAGCAGGGGCGGCAGCGGAAGGAGGACGCCGCCAGGGAACGCGAGGAGCUGGAACAACAGCGCGGGGAGUUGGACAAAGAAUUUUCCAACAUCUUGGAUGAGUUGAAGUCAAAUUUUCGCCCACCCAAAGCUCUACAGCCCAUCGAACGUGUGGAGCCAGAUAGCUACGACAAGCUGCUGAAAGAGUUGAUCUUUGACAGAAAAGCGGUGGCAACUGAACGCACCAAGACGCCGGAAGAGAUCGCCAGGGAAAAGGCUGAGAAGUUGGAAGCCUUGGAACGCCAACGCCUGGCGCGAGCCGACGGCCUCGGAGAGGACCUCGGAGAGGACCUGGACGACGCGGACGCGGAGUCGGAGGGUGUUGGGCCGGCUUCGGCGGGCGCGGAGGAAGGGGAGGAGGAGGAGGAGUUGGAAGAGGACGCCGAAGAAGCGGAAGAAGCCAAGGAAGCGGAAGAAGCCAAGGAGGCGGAAGGUGAAAAUGAUGUGGAUGAGGAUGACCGACUGGGUGAAGAUUGCAUCAAACUCCUCACUGCGGAAGAGGCUGAAGCCCCCUAUCGGAACUACAUGAAGAAUGGAAAGGGUGAGGAGGGCUUGCCUUUCGCCCCUGAGUGCCCCACUGAUCGCUUGGCAGUGGAGCGGCUCUUGGACAAUCGCGCGCCGCAGACGUGUUUGAAGCUGGUUCAGCGCGUUCGGACGCGCACAGCAGCUGCUUUGGGCCUAGAGAAUCGGAAGAAGUUGGAAUCCUUUUUCUUAGCCUUGCUGGAUUUCUCCAUCAACAUCAUGGCCCGUAGCGAUGGCGACAUCAGCGCGCGCGGCAUGCAAGUGGUCUAUGCUUUGCGUCGACCUUUGCUGGAACUGGCCAAUGAAUUUCCGACUGAAGCCACAAAAUAUUUCUUGGAACUGCUGGAGGACUUAGGCCCCGAAUCCGCUCCGCGGGCGCGAGAGCUCUGUGCUCUGAAACUGGUCCCCUUGAUCUUCCCCGUCACGGAUUUCCAGCAUCCGGUGGUCACCCCCGCAAUGCUGCUGGCAGAUCAUUGGGCCUCGCAGUUGGCACAUCUGGGGGAAAAUAUCACGGACCUGGUGUCGGAAGGAUCGAUGUUGGUGGCCGUGCUUUACGAGUUGCUGUCACCAGGCCGCAAGUUCUGCACGUCGUUCUUUCAGCUGGGUGCUGCUCUGCUCGACUCUUGCGCCGCGUCGCUACAGCAGGGCCGGGAGCAGUGCGGCGGCGCGGCGGUGGAUUUGGCGCAGCUGCUGGGGAAGGCUUUGAAGGCGGUGGCGGAGCAUGAGCCAGCCGCAGCUAUGAUGGUCUAUCAGGCCAUUUUGCGGCCCUGUCUCAGCCGUUUGCCUCGCAACGCGUCCAUCGACAAGGCAGUUCAAGCCAUCAACGAAGCUGUAGCAGCCACAGGUAGCAUGAAACCACUGACUCUCUUUGAAGAAGGUGCAGUUCAGAUCAAGAUGCUGGACCCCAUCUUCCACGAAGAGGGCGACCGGCCCAUGAAGCGCGGCAUGGACGUCUCGGAGACCAAGCAGCUGCAGCGGCGCCUGAACCACGAGCGGCGCCAGGCGGCACGGCAACUGGCACGGGAUGCGGCGGUGGUGCAGCAGCUGCAGCAUCAGAAGGGCGAGGUGAAACGGAAGGCGAAGCAGAAUGAGAGAAAGCGCGUGAGGCAAAUGAUGGAAACGGAGAAGCAGGAGCUGAAGAAGAUGGCCACGGAGUAUGACAAAUCCAUGAACACCACCUUCGGCAGUUUCUCCAAGACCAAGGAGCGUAAGAAGGCCAACCGUCGCAUGGCCGGCAACGCCACGGCUGAGAAUCCCAAGCAGCCGAAGCCGAAGGAAAACUCCACGCCCAAGGCCGCAGCAAAGUCGGAUGCACCGAAAACUUCCAAGAAAUCCACGAAAGGAGGGAAACGGAAGGCGCGUCGCUUGUGAGCCU
Messenger RNA from Cladocopium goreaui, 2401 nucleotides. NCBI's taxonomy places the organism in Eukaryota, Dinophyceae, Suessiales, Symbiodiniaceae. The record is from the annotation of a GenBank genome assembly.